Eremothecium cymbalariae DBVPG#7215 is the source of this 1464-nucleotide messenger RNA. RefSeq names its product 17-beta-hydroxysteroid dehydrogenase-like protein (gene MRX18). Gene Ontology annotation, molecular function: glucan endo-1,6-beta-glucosidase activity. The record is from RefSeq and is a predicted model, not a curated record. Lineage: Eukaryota; Fungi; Ascomycota; Saccharomycetes; Saccharomycetales; Saccharomycetaceae. Gene Ontology annotation, cellular component: cell surface; extracellular region. The coding region runs from base 1 to 1464 and encodes 487 amino acids. Gene Ontology annotation, biological process: glucan catabolic process. The transcript has a single exon.
AUGUUGCAUAAGUUGAAGGGAGCAUUCGGUAAGAAAGGAAACGGUCGUAAAGUUUCGUUACCAGAUCUUCCUCCACCAGGUGAGGUGGAUAGAUAUUUGAUAUAUCAGAAUCGUAGAAACGUUGGGGUUAAUUUUGGAUCGCUUUUUGUGCUAGAGAAGUACAUAUUUGAUUCGUUAUUUGAAUAUGGAGGUGAAGCAGAGAAAGAGGCAGUGGAAAACCAGGUCGAACACGAUGGGGUUGACGGUGCAGCGGAAAAAUUGCGGUCCCAUUACGAGAAAUACGUAACGCGUAUCGAUUGGAGAUGGUUAAGUGAAGAUGUGGGUGUGACUACGAUCAGGUUGCCAAUUGGAUAUUGGCAUGUGGAUAAUGGGAUGUUUGUAGACGGCACCCCAUUUGAGAAGAACAGGAAGGUUUACUCGAAAGCCAACAGUUGGGAUUUUGUUAGAGCGAUCUUUGAGGAGGCUGGUAAGUAUGAUAUUGGUAUAUUAAUCGAUUUGCAUGGAUUGCCUGGCGGUGCCAACAACGAGUCGCACAGCGGUGGGACAGGUAAAAUGCGGUUCUUUAAUAACUACAAGUACAUGGAUUAUGUAUGCAACACAAUUAUACCAUUUAUCGUGCAGGAUUUGUCACCUUAUGGUAAUUUUGCUGGGUUGCAGGUGGUCAACGAGGCCAUGUUUGACAACGAGGCGAAGGGUCAGAAGUACUACUAUUCCAAGGCUAUUGCAGCAAUUAGAGAGCAUAACCCAACGUUGCCUGUGGUAAUAUCUGAUGGCUGGUGGCAUAGCCAAUGGGCCAAUUGGCUAGAGGAAGAAGGACUCGACAACAAUGUGAUUCUCGACACACAUGUGUACCGUUGCUUCUCGGAGGAGGACAGAAGCAAGGACGCAAGACAGAUCAUACAAGAGCUUAAGUCUACGGUUAAGUUGGAGAAAGAGAAAGUAGAUACUAUGAUUGGCGAAUUUUCUUGUGUCUUGGAUACCCAAACCUGGGACAAAACAGACGGCGAUCGUAAUGAGUUGGUUCGAGAAUAUGGCCAAGAAGAGAUUAGAGUCUUUAAUAGCCAAUCGAACUUCGGCUGGUUCUUUUGGACUUAUCAGUUUGAACACGGAGAUGGCGGAGAGUGGGGGUUCGUCCCCAUGGUUAACAGUGGCAGCAUUCCUAAACGGAGCAGAGAACCCCUUGUGGUUGACGAAAACAGAGUCAACCAGAUUGUUACUGAUCAUAUCGACUACUGGAGCGACAAAAACCCUGAAAAGAUGGAACAUUGGCGCUUCGAAGAAGGUCUAAGGAUGACAAUUAAAGAUAUCCAGAACUUUGACAGUUUCAACAAUUCGCGUAUAGGAAGAGUUAAUUUCUGGAACUCUGUGCGUAGAGCACAACACAUUCACAAACACGGAACAAGCAAGUGGUUAUGGGAAUGGGACGAAGGCUUCCGUACUGCAAUAAAUCAAUUCAAUAAUUAG